This is a messenger RNA of Anopheles maculipalpis, 1041 nucleotides long. RefSeq names its product nucleosome assembly protein 1-like 1. NCBI's taxonomy places the organism in Eukaryota, Metazoa, Arthropoda, Insecta, Diptera, Culicidae. Gene Ontology annotation, cellular component: chromatin; nucleus. Gene Ontology annotation, biological process: nucleosome assembly. The record is from RefSeq and is a predicted model, not a curated record. Bases 1 to 1041 code for a protein of 346 amino acids. The transcript has a single exon. Gene Ontology annotation, molecular function: histone binding; chromatin binding.
AUGGCCGAUCACGUAGCGAACGAAGCAGUGGCCAACUCCCCAUCGGUACCAUCACCAUCGAACGAACCGUCGGUAGGCGAGUCGGAAGCAUCCCUAUUGCACCAAAUAUCCGUCAUCGAAAAGCGCAUCAAGGAAAUCGAACUGGAGCAAUCGGCCACCGCCAAACCGAUCCCACCAAACAUUCAAGCGAAACUGUACGCCCUGCGCAAGAUUCAGCUGGAAAUUGUCGACAAGGAGGUAAAGUUUCACUUGAAGGCACACGCGAUGGAAGUUGAAUAUCAGCCCGAGUUUAAUGAGUGUCAUGAGCGGAUUGCUCGGAUCGUGAAUGGGCUUGAUGUGCCGGAUCUGGUGGAAACGCAGGCCGCCCCGAACGAUGUGGCCGAUCAAUCGAGCGGCAUACCAGAGUUUUGGUUGACGGUGUUGAAAUCCAGCUUUCUUGAUCACAUGGUUCACGAAGCGGAUGAACCGGCCCUAAAACAUCUGCAGGACAUUCGUGUCCGGUUGGUAAAUGAACCGGAGCCUGGGUUCGAGUUGCAGUUUCAAUUUGGUCCCAAUGAAUUCUUUUCGAACGAGGUGCUUACCAAGAACUACUAUUUGCGCUGUGCCCCGAACAAGGACACACCGGCCAAGUUUAAUGGGUUCGAAAUCUACAACUGCAAAGGGUGUACGAUUGAUUGGAAACCGGACCACAACCUGGUGUCUGCAUCGGGGAAUUCGUUUUUCGACUUUUUCUAUCCGGAAAAGUUAAGCAAUGCCGAUUACGAUGCAGAGUUCAGUGAGUCAAUACUGGAGUGUGAUUUCCAGUACGGGUACCACAUCAAGGAGACGAUCAUUCCGCGGGCCGUGUUUCUUUUCCUAAAGGAAAACACCAUUCUUGGCGAAGAGGGACACUAUGGAUGCUGCUGUGAUCGGUGUGUUUACAUUGACUGUCUUGAUGAUUUAGUAGGCCAUCGGCCGCAUAACGUGGAAGACGAGGAGGAUCAAGCAGAUCUGCUAGACGCAGAUGAGGACGCUGAUGAGGUGCAGGAAGACACAAACUAA